CGUCUCCUCCAGAAGCCCCGCCCCGUCUGGUGGCCACUGCGAGAGAGAGAGAGAGAGAGAGGGGGGCGCCGCGCGAGCGACCCCACGCUUUCGUUUCCGGGUGACGCGACCUCGGCGGUGCCCCGCUUGGGUUUUGCUUCCGGCGCCGUCCCGAGUCGGGGGCCCGGCGGCGGCGGGGAGGGGCCGCCCCUGCGCAGCGGCUACCUGAGGACGGCGGUGAGGGACGAAGGGGGCGGCGGCGGCGGCGGCCCCGGUCAGGCCAGGCCAGGCCAGGCCAGGCGGCGGCGCGAAGGGGUCGGAGGCUGCGCCGAGCCAUGGAGCCGCGGCUGUGAGGAGCCCCCGGCCCGGGCCCCGCCUGUGGGAAACCGGGCCGUGGCCGGAGCCGGAGGACAUGGACAAAUUGACCAUCAUCUCAGGAUGCCUCUUUCUGGCCGCCGAUAUCUUCGCCAUCGCCAGCCUGGCCAACCCGGACUGGAUCAACACCGGCGAGUCCGCGGGUGCUCUCACCGUUGGCCUUGUGCGACAGUGUCAAACCAUCCAUGGACGUGACAGGACCUGCAUUCCUCCACGGCUGCCACCGGAGUGGAUCACGACUUUAUUUUUUAUCAUCAUGGGCAUCAUUUCACUGACUGUCACCUGUGGCUUGCUGGUGGCUUCCCACUGGCGACGGGAAGCGACGAAAUACGCACGCUGGAUAGCCUUCACUGGAAUGAUCCUUUUCUGUAUGGCAGCCUUAAUAUUCCCCAUAGGAUUUUACAUCAACGAAGUAGGAGGCCAACCGUAUAAACUUCCGAACAACACCGUGGUGGGCUCCUCUUACGUACUCUUCGUUUUAUCUAUUUUCUUUACGAUAGUGGGACUUCUGUUUGCUGGCAAAGUGUGCCUACCAGGCUGACGACCAUCUCCGUACUUUCUUUUUGUUUUUUUUUGUGGGGGAUGUAUGGUCACGAAGGAGAAUCGGACGUCGCCUGGCGCAUCCGCAGGAAGAUGCGAAGGUCAGGCCGCCGUCGCAGUCUUACCGGAAACGAGGAGGUUUCUUCUGUUCUCACUAUGCACUUUGGAUUUUUUUUUAAAGAAGAAAAACUUUUAUUAUUAUUAUUAUAAUUAUUCCUUUUUACGGAGAGUCUUUCCCCCCCCCCCCCUCAAUAACCAAAACCAAAACAACCGCGACUCAUCUCGUCAGCAUCUGGACGUGGUCGGGUGUGUGCACUGUGAUCAGACCUCAUGUGGAAGAAAUUUUUUUUCCUGCACUCUACAGCAUUUUUUCUUUUUUUCCUCCCCUUCCCUCCCCCUCCUGCCCCUCCCCCUCCUGCCCCUCCGACUCCUUCCGCAUCACCGUACUGUACCCCCACCCCCCCUUCGAAACGAUCUGACAAUAUUGAAAGUCUCAAAAAAGUAUUUAUGCACUUUGAUUGGACGGGCGUUUGCCAAGGGCGGGGCUGGGCCUCGCCCAACCUUUUAAGAGUUUUAGCAUCUUCCUUCUAUGAUAGGCAAGAAGCAUUUGCCAUCAAUCCUUCCCUCUCCCCUCCUCUCUCUCCCCCCCCGCCCCCGUGUUAAACACCCCCCCAUGCACACAAGUAAUCAAUCCCAACUUUAGUUGCAUCCUGAAGCCGGUAGAUCAAAAACACAUUUUUGGGGACUCUGUUACGAAGCUCCGUCUGCUCACCACCCUCGCUCACCACCUGUUACAACCCUUGCCGGUGACUCCAGGUGGGGCUGAGAAAUUCUUCCAUAUGUAUUUAUAUGUGUGUGCGUGCGUGUGUAUGUGUGAAUGCGUGUGUGUGUGUGUGUGUAUUUAUAUGUAUGAUGCAGUAUAUCGAAUGUCUAUGUAUGUCUUAUUCGCACACAAGCGUACAUGCCGACCGACACAAGCGAAACAAUGUGGUGAGCAACACUAGGGCUUGCAAAGGAGAAAGAAAGAAAGGGAAGGAAGAAAGGAAGGAAAGAAAGAGAAAAAGAAAGAACGAAAGCCAUUUCUUUGAAGUCCGCAUCGUUGAGAAAGUCUUCAGUAUACCUCAUUCGCUGUAGCAGCCCUUGCUUUUGAUAGGUUUUUAUGAUGGGUACCAACAACUCCAUGCCUUCCUCGGUACAAUGUUAAGUUAAGCUAAGAGGGUUGGUCCUUCUCCUCUUCCUUCUCCUGCUUUUCUUCAUCCUCCUCCUCCUCCUCAAUUUGAGUCUUGAUGGUCAAAGAUGAAAUCAUGUCUUCUUUUGGAAAGCUCUGACCCCCAGCGAUAGGACAUUCAACCCAACAAUUGAACGCAUCAUUUAAGCCAGGGGUCUCCAAUUUUGGCAACUUUAAGCCUAGAGGACUUCAACUCCCAGAAUUCUCUUUGCUGGCUAGGGAACUUCAACUCCCAGAAGUCCUCCAGGCUUAAAGUUGCCAAAGUUGGGGACCCCUGAUUUAAGCAGUGUGAAUCGUGGGAGCCUCUCCUCUUUUAGAGGUCUUGUUCUUUACAUCGUGGUGGGGUUUUGGCCCAGAUAAUCUGCCACGAGCAUCUCCGAUAGAGUUGACCCCAAGCAGCGCCCGAAAGCCACAGCAAAGCAGCGCCCGAGCCUUUUUCUCUCCCCCACCACCUACUUUGAAAGUAUUAACUCUUCGGUUGUUAUUCCACAAAAGGACAAGGUGAUUAUUAGAUAAUGCAGGUGUUUGGGUUUGUUUUUUUUAAAUGGCCUGUCUUGUUUUCAGGGAUCUUUGCAGGUCAUGUCUUUCUCGACAGAUUUGCCAUCAUGGGGGUAGAGCAUUCUGGCAGCCGAAGGAGACGUGUGCGUCCUGGCAGUGGCACCCUGGCUGAGGAUCCUCUCUUGUGGGUAGCACACAGGAAGCGCUAAAAGGAGGCGCUUCCAAGGCCUUGGUUUGCAAGCCCUUCUCGUUUAACCGAGUUUGUGGAUGACCACGAUCCCAUUUCUUAACCGGAAUAGGUGAUUUUUAAGUUGCCUUUUGUUGUCGGAGCAUAUUGUCUGUCCUUUCAGUUGGUAGAAGAAUUCCUCCCCCCUCCCCAAAACCUGCGAGUUUUCAUACUUUUUUAAUGGCUUUGUGAAAUCGUUUGGUUUAAGUUCAAGCAUUUUAACGUUUGCCGGGCGUUAGCAGUGACCUCCUGAAGACAUUUAUCACUGCAGACAGAACACCCACGUUCUGUAGAUGUCGGACUGUUUUUUAACAAAACAAAACAAAACAAAACAUGAAUUCUUAGUUUAAAUCACGGCUGCAAACGGGAGCAGGUUACCUUUUUGCAGGUCAAGAGCUAGGCCUAACAUUUAGGGCAGGGCUCUCCAACCUUGGCAACUUUUAAAGACUUGUGGACUUCAACUCCCAGAAUACCUCAGCCAGCAAAGCAAAGCUGGCUGAGGAAUUCUGGGAGUUGAAGUCCACAAGUCUUUAAAAGUUGUCAAGGUUGGAGACCCCUGAUUUAGGGGAGGGUAAAGGCCCACGGUGGUCAAGAUACAGCACAAAAAAAAAAAAAAAGGUUUCACAGGUGGACGGACAAGGCUGGGAUUUUUCUCUCUCGCCCCCCUUUUGUAAGGUUUGUGUCUGUAUGUGAGCCUUUGCUUGGUUCUGUUGGAUGGAAAUGAGGCCUUCGUGCUGCUUUCAGAGUUGGUGCCAUCGUCGUUUUCAUGUCUUUUUUCCCCCUGCCCUGGAAAACGCACCGCUAAUUGUCGGCAAUUCCCCCCCCGCCCCCCCCUUCCCUUUGGAACAGCCUUUUUUU
Ahaetulla prasina is the source of this 3704-nucleotide messenger RNA. RefSeq names its product modulator of smoothened (gene MOSMO). Gene Ontology annotation, cellular component: ciliary membrane; Golgi apparatus. The record is from RefSeq and is a predicted model, not a curated record. The coding region runs from base 392 to 895 and encodes 167 amino acids. Gene Ontology annotation, biological process: negative regulation of smoothened signaling pathway. The transcript is spliced from 3 exons. Lineage: Eukaryota; Metazoa; Chordata; Lepidosauria; Squamata; Colubridae.